AUGACCUCCGCUUCCGCUACGAUGGCCUGGCGAGCUGGCCUUCGAGCUCGUUCGCUCCCGGCGUCCCGAUGGGCCCAGCGUCCUGCGGCCGCAUUGCCGAACCUUGCUUCGCGCUUUCCCGGUGCGCGAUACGCAUCUGAGUCUGCCGGCCCCGCAACUACUGAGCAAGUCAAGGAGACAGCGAAGGAGACAGCGAAGGAGACAGCGAAGGAAUUGCCUCAGCGUGCUGCUCGACGAUCUCGGAAGGGCCUUUACGGCACCUCUUUGGCUUUGGCUUUGCUGUUUGGAUAUAUCUAUGGAACUGAUACCCGGGCUAGCAUUCACCGGUAUGGAAUGGUGCCUCUGAUUCGCAUGCUUUUCCCUGAUGCGGAGGAAGCGCAUCAUUUCGGUGUGGAUAUGCUCAAGUCGCUCUACCAGUAUGGUAUGCAUCCUCGCGAACGCGGUAACCCAGAUGCUGAUGGUGCUCUGGCUACUGAGGUAUUCGGUUACACUCUCUCCAACCCCAUUGGUAUCUCCGCUGGUCUUGACAAGCACGCCGAUAUUCCCGAUGCGCUGCUCGAUCUUGGCCCUGCUGUUGUUGAGGUCGGUGGCACAACUCCUCUCCCUCAAGAUGGAAACCCUAAGCCGCGUGUGUUCCGUGUCACUUCUCAAAAUGGCAUGAUCAACCGCUACGGCCUCAACUCCAAGGGUGCUGACCACAUGGCUGCUGUUCUGAAGCAGCGCGCCCGCGACUUCGCUUACGCUGCUGGUUUCGGUGACCAGGAAGGAUCUGAGAACCGUGUUCUGAAUGGCGAAGCCAAUGUUCCUCCUGGUAGUCUAGUCCCAGGAAAGCUUCUUGCUGUGCAGGUUGCCAAGAACAAGCUUACUCCCGACGGUGACAUCGAAGCUAUUAAGAACGACUACGUCUACUGUGUGGAUCGUCUCGCGCAAUACGCCGACAUCCUCGUCGUCAACGUCUCCAGCCCCAACACCCCUGGUCUGCGUGAUCUCCAAGCCACGGCACCCUUGACUGCCAUUCUGACCGCUGUCGUGGGCUCAGCCAAGAGCAUCGACCGUAAGACCAAGCCCUACGUCAUGGUCAAGGUCAGCCCUGAUGAAGAUUCCGACGAGCAAAUCUCCGGUAUCUGUGAAGCAGUCUGGAACUCCGGCGUUGACGGUGUGAUUGUCGGCAACACUACUAACCGUCGCCCCGACGCUCUGCCCCAGGGUUUCGCUCUCCCAGAGAAGGAGCAGCAGACCAUGAAGGAGACAGGUGGUUACUCCGGCCCACAGCUCUUUGACCGCUCCGUAGCUCUGGUUGCCCGUUACCGUGCCAUACUUGACCAGGGACCCCAGUCGGAGACCACGGAAUCAGCUCCUGCUGAGCAGCCACGCAAGGUGAUCUUUGCUUCUGGUGGUAUCACCAAUGGCCAACAGGCACGUGCGGCUCUGGAUGCUGGUGCAUCUGUGGCUAUGAUGUACACCGGUAUCACAUACGGCGGUAUCGGCACUGUGACCCGAGUCAAGGAGGAGAUGCGCGAGCUGCAAAAGAAAUAA
Molecule: messenger RNA, 1536 nt
Organism: Penicillium malachiteum
Lineage: Eukaryota; Fungi; Ascomycota; Eurotiomycetes; Eurotiales; Aspergillaceae
Product: dihydroorotate dehydrogenase 2
Exons: 2
Coding region: 1-1536 (511 amino acids)
Biological process (GO): pyrimidine ribonucleotide biosynthetic process; 'de novo' pyrimidine nucleobase biosynthetic process
Cellular component (GO): cytoplasm; mitochondrial inner membrane
Molecular function (GO): dihydroorotate dehydrogenase activity
Source: RefSeq, a predicted model, not a curated record